UCUGUAAGAGAGAGAACAGCACAUUGCCACAGACCUGAGAAACAUCUCACCUGUUCCACACACACACGCACACACACACACACACACACAGUCCUGCCUGUAGGCAGGUGGCAUUUAGUCCACAGACUGCCGCAUAUCUUUUUUUAUUUUCUCUCUGUUUAUCGCUCCCAUCCAUUACAUUCUCCUCUGUCUAUUUAUUGUUUUCUGAUGUAACUUUCAAAGCUUUAUCAUACACAGAAAACAAGUGUUGUAACGCAGUGGAUUACUUACUCCCUCGCCAAGAUGUGACAUAGUGCAAGAAAGGAGUGCAUCCAGGAGGCCUCGAGAAGAUUUGUAACCAAGAGCUACUGUUCUCUGUCUGUGACCAUGUGAACAUCCACUGCAGAAGAAACCCACUGGAGCUUCCAUAACAGCGUGAUUAGCUUCCCAAGCUGAGCACCUGGGGUCGUUACCUUGGGCCAAAGGAAGAACGGCAGGGCCGGGGAGUUUAUGACGCCGGGGUCUGCCAGUCUCCAGGGGCGCGAGCAGUGAUGGAGGACGUGUCUGAGGUGCGCAGCGACGGCAGCUCCCUGCUGAAGGCCGUCUACCUGAGCCGCCUGCGCCUGACCCGCCUGCUGCUGGAGGGCGGGGCCUACGUCAACGAGAGCAACGAGCGCGGCGAGACGCCGCUGAUGGUGGCCUGCAAGACCAGGCACGCCGACCAGCAGAGCGUGCCCAAGGCCAAGCUGGUCAAGUACCUGCUGGAGAGCGGCGCCGACCCCAACAUCCAGGACAAGAGCGGCAGGACGGCGCUCAUGCACGCCUGCCUGGAGCGGGCGGGGCCCGAGGUGGUGGCGCUGCUGCUGGGGAGCGGGGCCGACCCCAGCCUGGAGGACCACCGCGGCUCCUCCGCCCUCAUCCACGCCGUCAACACCGGCGACAAGGAGACGCUGCGGGUGCUGCUGGACGCCUGCAAGGCCAGGGGCAAGGAGGUGAUCAUCAUCACCACCGACAAGCUGCCCUCCGGCCAGCAGAUGACCAAGCAGUACCUCAACGUGCCCCCGUCCCCGCACCUGGCCGACUGGCCGCAGGCAGCCUCCGGGAUGCCCUGCACGUCGCCGUCCGAAAUCGAGCUGCACACCUUGCCCCAGGCCGCCCGCGGGCACCUCUUCACCUUCGGGGACUGCCAGGGCUCCGGGGCAGGCGUGGCGGCGGCCUCCCAGCCCGGCUCUCCCACCCACAGGCCGGGCCCCGCCCACGGCGGCCUGCCCAGGCUGCUCCACCUGCAGCGGCUCAACUCGGAGCCCUGGCUGAAGAUCCCGCCGUGCCUGCUGGCGCAGCAGACCAAGGCCUCCUCCCUGGCCGAGGACCUGCCGGACAUCACCCCCGAGGAGGAGCUCUCCUUCAGGCUGAACGGGCUGAGCGUGCCCAGGGCCCCGGCCGCGCGCCACCAGGGAGCCGACCCCCGGGACGCCCCCUGCUGGGGCCAGGGGACGGAGCAGACGCCCUGCGCUGACGGGGCGUCCGUGUGGGGCGCGGGGCUCAGCCGGAAGACGCCCCACGACGACGUCUCCCCGAUUCGCUUCUCCGCCUCGCACCCGGACCUCCGCCGCCAGUGCGCGGCGGCGGCCGCCGCCAGCUCGGCCGGCCGCGACGCGGACUGCUACCCCAACCUGGCGGUGUCCAGCCUGCGGAACAUCCUCCAGCGCCGGGCGGUGGGCGCGGAGCACUACAGCUCCGACUCGCAGCUGUGCCGGCGCAGCGCCCUCCCCGCCGACGACGGCAGGGGCCUGCUGGAGAAGAGGAGGCUGGUCUCCUCCCGCUCCUCCACCCUGCUGGGCUCCCGCGAGUGCGCCGAGGGCCCGGCGCAGGCCGGCAGGAGGCACCCCGCCGUCCUGGAGCGCAGGGGCUCGGGGGCCGCGCCCCCCGACCACACCCCCCACGCCAGGCCCGGCCACCUGCCCCCGCUCAACCCGCACGCGCCCAUCCCCCACAUCGGGGUCACCCCCAGCGUCGGCGGCGGCGGCGCGGGCUGGGCAGGGGGCGCGGGCGGCGGCGGCGGCGAUGUGCUCAGGCCCCUGAUCCCCACGGCUCCCAGCUUCCCCAAAGACCACAAGGCCAAGAAGACGCUCCUCAGGCGACACUCCAUGCAGCCGGAACAGAUCAAGCAGCUGGUCACCAUGGAGGAGGUCUUCAGCCACUGAGCCUCGCGCGGACGCGCCGCGUUGGAAACGACCGCUGUGCUCUUAACCUCGCCUGCACACGCGUGCACCGCGUUCCAUGUGCGCUCACAUCCUAUGCUCCAUCCAGCUUCAGCAACACGAGCUAUUUUUGAGUCGGUAUUGUUGUUACACGUAACUAUUAUUGCUUGCGAUUACUUACAAUCAGAGAAAUUACAGAAAAAAUCAUUUAACGAGACUGUACAGCAGGGAUACUCAAGAUACUCAGAUUUGGCCCAAUGUUUGGUACGAGAUGAUAGGUUGUACAUAAUAUAUUAUUAUAUUAUACAUUAUAUAGCACAUGCUGAUUGUUCCUCUGAUUAUAAGCAAAGUGAUAAUGUUGGCAGUACCUAAUCAGAGGAAGACAGGU
Messenger RNA from Anguilla anguilla (European eel), 2568 nucleotides. Its product is annotated as ankyrin repeat domain-containing protein 34B-like. NCBI's taxonomy places the organism in Eukaryota, Metazoa, Chordata, Actinopteri, Anguilliformes, Anguillidae. The transcript has 3 exons. Bases 531 to 2183 code for a protein of 550 amino acids. The record is from RefSeq and is a predicted model, not a curated record. Gene Ontology annotation, molecular function: protein binding.